AGCGCGGCGGGCGGGCUUUGCUUCCCGACUGCGGCCGCCUCCUUAUUCGUGUUUUGCAGAGCCUGAAGCGCUGCCUUCAGAGAAGGAACGAUACAGGAAAAUCAUGAGGGGAAGCUGCUCUUGCUUUCAUGAUCUCUUUCUUCUGUAACGCUGCCAAAAGUAUCACAUGACAAUUGGGAGAUAAAGUCACCCGCUUUCACUCAGCGAGGCUUCAUUUUAGCACAGGACUUGCUUGGCUCAGGGUUUCUUCCCAGACAGCAGGGUCAGCUAAAGGCUUUCAGGUGGAGGCCGGGGUCUGACAGAAUUGCCUUUAAUACAUCAGAAGCCAAGUCUUCCUCUUAUCUAACACCAAUGGGUGGUAUUCCAAUAGUGGCUCACAGCAGUUAUUUUAGGCUUUCACUACUUAUCUAUGAAAAAUUUAUGCUGCUUCCUAAAGACAGCAAUCUGCUGAAGACUCUCUUCAGGGUCACUGCAUUUCCCAGCUCCCAGGCUGAUCCUGGGCGCAAGCACACAGGUGCCAGUGGAGCAGUCCGUAUGCUGGGACAAACAGCUCUGAAAAAAGCUCAAUAAUAGUAGUAAGAUGAAUGUCCCAUGAAAUAUUCAAAAUCUCUUGUCUCCAUGCACCUAUAAUGACAGAAAUAGCAUUCAAAUCGUGUAAAUAGAAAACAAAAAAACAAACAAAAAAAACAAAAACAAAAACAAAAAAAAACGAGACCUAGGGAGUUUAAGUGAAUGUGUCUUUGACAGGUCUGGGAUAAGACUGAUUCCCAGCCAUCAAAAAAGACAUCCUAUCCUUCACAGAAGUUAAUUGCUUCCAGCCAACAGACCAAAACAGAGUGUGACAAGGCCUUGCUGUCCACUGCUUCCCUACCCUUUAUUUCUGUGUUCUCCUAACAGUCAUUUGAUAUCUGGCACUGCCACCUUCAUUGUCUCCCAUUUCUGCAUCCUGCACCCUCAGCUGACAUGACUGACUUUGAUGGGCAGCAGGUACCUGUGGAAGGAGAAGGUUAUGAAGAAAAUUAAUGGUUCAGAGGGAUGCAGAGAAACUGCUUGCUGUAAACUAUUUGCAUGCAGCUUCCACUCUCAUGGAUGAAGCAGUAGUGGUUUCACAAUUGGUGAUCUACCCUAAAAACAGUCCAAACCGUCAGGGCAUUGGAAGGUUCAUUCUCAUUUUACACUAUUAAAAAUCUCCGGCCAACACUCAGUCAUCCACUGAUUUUUAUGUUUUAAAUAAAUUAACACUGGAGCUGCUUAAAAGACAGCAGCUCCUCCCGCUGGCAAUCCCACUCCUUCCUCUCCGUGUGUACGUGUUCCAACUGCAUUUCUUUGGUGUCUGCAUGCAUGUCCGCAGCUUGUGGCUGUACAUGUGCUGUGUGCCUUCUCCCACUCCAUCUGGCAAAAAGGGAAAAAGUCCCAGUUAUACACAACAACAAAGAGAAAUCUCAAGUUAGAAUUAUUUCAUAAUUCUCCUAGCAGCUGCAUAGUACAUAAUCUGGGACUCUAAAUUGGCCAUAAACAUUUACAUUAGAUAGAAAAUGAAACAAAAAUCCUCACUGUAAAGGGGAGCUUAAAGAGCUCAGAUUCACUGCUGGAAUAAAGAAAUUCCAUUAUUGUUGAAUGUUCUAAAGCUUUCAACUUAAAAGCACACUCUUUUCUACUUCGGGCUAAGGUGAUGGGAAAGUUUGAUGUGUUAUGGAGUAAUUAUUCUGUUCUGGCUUUUUCUGAAAUAGAUCUUCACAUGGACAGACUAUUUAGAAUCAGGAGUUCAAAGUACAAUACUUCUCUUUGAAAGUAAAUCUUAUUUCCUACACUUACUACAGCUCUUAUAUUUUUAGAACCAAAGUUCACUUGGUUGGUUUUCUCACUGUUUUCCUUAGCUGUUUGUACUUUAGAUUUUUGUCAUUUUUGUUUUCAGAGUUAUGGAGAUCUUGCUAUGGCUGGGCUGCCUUAUUCUGCAGUAUAAAAUAGGUGAUGUUCAGUGGACUUGACAUCAUAAUCUUGACAUUCUUUGUUCUGAAGACUUUUGCCCAGCUGCAAAAUCAUUUCUCUUUCUCAGAAGAGUAGCACCAAGCUUCUGUAAUUUGUUUUUUCCUUCUCCUCUGUCUAGACAGGCUCUUUAGCUAAGUGGUGCGAUUUUGUUUAUCUCUAAUUUCAGCAGCAGAGUCACAUUUCCCUCCUCCCUCCCUCUUGUAAAUAGGGAUUUGUUUACCACUGUCUGUUCUCUUGGUGACAAAAGCCACAUACUGUCAUUAGUUAGCAAACAUUUAAUUACACUGCUAGAGCAGAUGGAAGUCCAGCCUCAGGACCUAGGGAGCAGGUCCUCAGAAUUUAAAAUUCUUCCAUCUUUGUUGUAUUUCCCACCCUCCAUAACCACUUCACAGCUCCUUAGCACUGAGUUGAACAAGUGUGCAGGGUAUUUACGCUUACUCGUGGGACUCCUGCCUUGCAUGAGUAAGACAAAGGUAUUUCGUUAAACGUCCUUAUGGCUGAAGAGCAGAGCUGUCACUUUCCGUUCGAUUUAUCUCAGCAGGGCUUCCCUUGAUGGGUGAACUUUCAACAGGACAUCAGUAGUCUCUGGGCCAUGAGUAUGAGGUGGCCUGAUGCUUUACCAUGCGUGGCAGCUCUUCACAGGGUUACAAAUUCUGCUCUCUCUGAAGAAACCCAUCAGCCCAGCUUGCUGUUCCUUACCUAUUUGCUUAUUCAAAUCAGUCUUAAUGGAUUUAAUUCAGGUUUCUAGCCUUGCAGCUCGUUGCUACCUUUUAAUCUUUGCUUUCAUCUUACAAUCUGUUUACAAGCCUCAAUAUACCAAAGGAUUUAGGUUGGGCGUUAUGGAGUCUUCCUCUGAAACCCUGAGCAUUUAUAUGUGCACAGUAAAAGCAGAAAAAUCUGGACGGAGAGAUGGAUUUAAAUGAACUCUAAUCAUAAUACAAAUAAGCAAAUUUAAGUUAACAAACUUACUUAUACUUGAUCUCUCUCUUCUCUUUUUAAUUCUUUUUUUGGUGCUGCUUCUCUUUCAAAGAUAAUGUUGAUUUUCUAGGUAAAGAUAGACUUGUGUUAAGAGUUGAAUGUAUUUCUACUAAUAAGUAGAAUUCACUAUUAUACAAAAUAUUUAACUAGACAUAUCUAGCAAUGUAUGGUAGAAAUGUGCCCUGUUUUUCUUUCACAUUUUUUGUCAGAUAGGAAAUGGUAAGUGUGGUGUUGGUGUGGAUGGUUGAACAUAUUCAUUUUUCUCAUGAUCGAGUUAUUUUUCACGUUAUAUUUGCAUGAAAGUUGGAAUUAUAUUGAAAUAUACAAGUAACUGCAGUCUGAAGCAGCAAUACUGAAAAGUACAUGAGAAAUGUACAGGGGUAAAUGUAUUCCGAUUACGAUGUGGGGUUUUUUUCAUUAAAAAUGGAUUUAUUAAACAGUGAAGUAUUGUCCCUGUUCUGUGCAUUGAGCUCAUUGUUUUUUAUCAUCCUAAUCAUGUGUAAGCAGGAGUCUCUGGGUGUGUUCCUGGACUUCUGUAAUGAUACCUUAGCUGGGAGCACUGCCAGACCCAGCCAUGCCAUCUGCCAAAGCUUGCUGUAGCCCUGUCUGGACCAAGACACACCUAUGACUUGCCCAUGGACAAUACAUGGAAUUCCCCAUCACUCACCUGAGUGCAGCAUGAGAUUUCAAACCUUUGUUUUGUGGAUAGGUGCAGCUAUGGAUAAUCUUUUGCUGAUAUGUAGGAAAUCUAGGUUUAUUACUAGCACGUGGAAAUGAAACUACUGUUGAUGUGACACAUUUUGGUAUAAAAAUAGGAUGAGGAGACAUGAAAUAUGGAUGACGUCAUUGUUUUCUGCCUAUACAUAUUAUGUUAAUGCCUAUCCAUGCAUUGACCCUGUUAAUUUGUCUGAAGGGAUUUAAUGCAUGGGUAGUGUAGCAUUACCUAUAAUUAAGGUGGCUCCAAGAGAGAGGAGAAUGGAGAAACCAUCUGUCACAACCUGGUCUUUUCCACUGAAGAGGACUGCACCUGGCCCAGUGUUUGAUUUAGGUGAAACAGAAGGCAGGUGUAUUUAUCCCCAGUAUAAUACUACAAACCAUUUAUGGAUCCUAGUGCCUUGCUUUUCCUGGACACAAUGUAUGUUAGCUUUUGCAAUGUGGUCUAGUGUUCUUGCCUCUGAGCUCAGCAGCUGUCCUGACCACACGAAGCAACUCCUGUUGCAACAGCACUGGGAUGAGACCCGGGCAGACAUUAGCAUUCUUUUCCUUGAGCAGAAAGCUGGGCAGUUGCUUACAUAGUAGCCAAACAGUGCUCCGGGAGAUGUAACACCUUUAAAUAUUGGAGGGCUGAGACCUGUAUCACCAAGAUGGGCUUAAAUGGACUGUCUUGUCAACCAACCUCUUAAAUUCUUUUUUUUUAAUGAGAAUAGAUGUGAAGAAGAACAUUUUCCUUUAUUUUUUUAUUUUUUAAACACUACUCAGUUUGACAACUUUGAGCAAGCUGGUCAUCAAACUGGUCCAUCUGCUUCAUCCACUCUGUAUCUGCAGUCCCUGGCUUUCAUCCCGAGGAACUGGGCUUCAAGGCCCUCAUCCCGGCCCUGCCUGGCCCACUGGCCUGGUUUGCCCUGAAAGUCAGCAUCAAGCACACUGCUUGGCCAUUUAGAAAUGUCCUUUACCAUAUUUUCAAGUUCUCAAAAGCUUCAGUCUUAAUAUAGAUAGUUAUGUUUUAAAUAAGUAUGUUUUCAAAAUAAUAAUAUAUUUAAGUGAAAAUCUAGAUUAAAUAAUUUUUGAAAGGACUUUUAAAAUGAGUGAUCUUUAUUUUCCUUGGGCAGAAAUUUCCCCUUCCAACUCCUGGAUUUAAAUACGAAAAAAAAAUCCAAAUACAGCCUGUGAGAAUUUCAAAGAGCUUUAAUUUCAUUUGCUAACUCAAAGCCAAGCUGAACAGCUGAACUGAGAGUUACACUUCACAGCAUCUUUGUCCUGCCUGGGAGUUUGCACCAACAGUUAUCUCUGUAGAUUUGUGUGACUCAGCUGUUAGGCCUGAUCUGUUAAUUUAAGGGCUUGGUUUUGCAAAGAGCUCGGAAGGACCCCAUCAAACUUGGCACUGCAGCAGCGGCUCAGCUCCUUUGCACAUCCAUGCCACGGUGUUUGAGCAUGGGGGGCACUAUUGGCAGCAGGAUGAUCAUGGUGAGCCCAUGCAGGGGGUCAGGUGCAAGUGUGCAGAGCCAAUUGGUGACAGGAUGCCAAGUGUCUUAAGCAGGAAGCCGUGAAGCUGUUGCGGUGACAAACAACCAUGAGCAAGGGCACUAGGGCUACAUCCAUAUAGAAAGGUCCUGCAGCCUGGGCCUGGCUUGAGCAGGGCUUGGCUGGGAGGUGGGGGGGUGCAGCCUCCGCAUUCAUCCUUUCUUACAGCUCCUUUUUUUGUGAUGAUUUUAUUUCCCCUAAUCUUUAUUAUUAUUAUUAUGUUUUUCUGUUUUUCUCCUUUCAAAUGUACGCAAAGGGUAUAAAGGUAUUCCUUCACACCCAUUCCAGCUAUGGAAACAAGACAUGUAUAACAUUGCUUCAUGAGUGUGUGUCUGAGCUCUGUAAAAACAGAAAGCCAUGUCUUCGCUGAAAGCUGAUCUUAAAUACACUGCUGAUCUAUGGACCACUGGAGAAUUUUCUACCCUGUAAAUACACAGUAGCAGAUGGCAAGAGCUAUAUUGUUCACUUAACUAAUAUAGUUUAUGUACAGAACUUAAGUCUACUGGUGAUUAGAGUUUUGUUGAUAGAAGCUGUGGUUGGCUGGUACCUUUGAAAAUCAGGUUAUUUAUUUUGGUGUCUAAAUGGGGACUUGAAAAUAUUGGCCAAAGCAUUUUGCUCAAGGUCAUUAUACUGACUCAGGGACAGAACUUGGAGGAAAACCUGGAUCACUUCCAUUCUCCUUUCCUCUUCAUAUAUUCUGAACAGCUUCAGUAAAGUAUGUGCUUAUAUGUGCAGAUUAUAUAUCAGAUUAUAGUGAGGUGAGGGAUGAGAAUUAAUCCAGGCAGUUACAAGUAGAUUCCAGAGUGAGACAGGCUCCAGGGCAGGAGGAAGGUCUGUAUCCCAUUGCAGCACUGGGGCAGGCUAUUCCUGCUUUCACAGAGCCUUUCAUUUUGCACUUUCUGGAUCAGUUCCUGGCGCUGCCCCACACGUAGGUGUACGCAAAUAGCUGAGAGGGUCAGUGCAAGCUGGUACUGCUGCUCAGAGCCCCAAGGAGAAUAGACCUGUAGUCUAAGGCCCAAGAUAACAGACCGCUCUGUAGAAGAGCGAGGCAGCUUGAUCGUAGUUCUUGUGUGCUGUAGUUCCUGUGAUGAUUAGGAAGGGUUUUGUAUGUCAGUAUAAGACCACAAAUUUAUUUAUCAAAUUAUCACAGUGUGAGUAUUUCUCAGAGGAUGUGAAUUCAUGUCAAGAAACCAGUUCCUAUCCACUUUUCCUAGGAAACAAGACAACUGUGCUUUGCAGUUGCUGUGGUUUGUGUACCAGUUUCAAGACAAGCCCAGGCAAUAGCAUAUUUCCACAUUCCACCAUGCAUCUGAGCCUUUGAGUAUUUAAGUUAGCAUAUAUAAAAGCUUUCCAGCCUGGGAAGAUAGAAUUAAGCUGAGAGUGAGCCAAGUGGUGCACUCUCCAAAGCGUUUGGGGAGACAAAUUUCCAACUCUGUUGCACAGUGUGAUUUUUACAUCUCCUGCACUGGCCUUGCAGAACCUGGGCUUUAUUGAAAACGUCAUUUUCCUGUAGUCUGCCGUUGGAGUGUUCUAACAGAUCUGGUCAAACUGAACAUCCUGUGCUUGUUCCUGCUGGAGAAGGAUGGGAACUUGCCCCAAAUGCCGAACUCCUCAAGAAUUUAAUUGUUCAAGUUUGACUUUUUCAAUUAUCUUCUCCUGUUACUGGUUUUAAAAACAUGUCAGCAAAGGCCAAGGGAGCCAAGGAACGUCAGGUUUUAAGAUUACUUCAAGGCAAACAGCAGCCUCCUGCACCCAGCCUCCCUUCACCUUUGCUCUCCAGAGCCAGAUUUCUUUUGCUUUUUGGCACUGUUCAGAACACCAACAAUUUUUUGGGGGGUUGUGGAGAAGAAGAGUGGUUUCUUCUGUUCACUGAGAGAUUAUCUACCUGAAGGUAAAGCCAUCUUCCCUUAAGCACAGGCAUUAUUGAGCGCAUAUCUAAAAUGCCAGGACUGUACCUCUUCCACCUACCUCCCUGUGAUCCAUAGGCAAUGUAAAAGGCCAUAACCCAUCCAACUACCUUGCUUCAAUGCUAGAUCAUCUAUUCAGAGAUCUUAGUGGGACCUGCCCUCCCCCCCAGAAUUUUAAGUUAUUUUGUAAUGCCCACCAUAAAGGCAGACAUUCUGCUGGAGUUUUAUUCUCCUGAUAGAUAUUGGCCACCUCAGGCAGCAACUCCACCGAUGCAUGAUGCUGCUCACUCAGGGGAUUUUUAGGCAGAAGUUUACAGGGACUUAAAAGAGCAGGGAAAGGUCUUCCCAGUGCAGGAAUCUGGGAGCUCCCCUAAACCCCCCAUGUCAGCCUGGUGGUACAUGGAGGUGUUAAACUGGCAUGUGUCUAUCAAGGCGGGGGUGAGCCUUUUAAGUCCCCUGCUUCUUCCCCACUUGUGGAAUUUGUUGUGCCAGUGGGAUGAGGCUGGCUAUAAAACCUCUCUCCCACUCCGCAACCAGCGAGUGCACUGCAGCCCCGCUGACAUCCCCGUUCCUCCCUGCGAGCCACGAACAGGGCAGGAUGGAGGUGAGCUUCACCCGGAUGCUCUACGCGCUCUGUCUGGUUGCCAUGGCCUGUGCGUUCACCCAGGAAGGGUUCAAAGAAGUGAUGCUGAAGCAGCUGGGGCUCUCUGAAGUCCCUAAGCUUCAUAAGAGAGAUCUGGUGGACCUGGUCAUCCCCGAGCAUGUGAAGAACAAGUACAUCUCCAUGCUGAAGCGGCACAGGGGGAAGCGUCGUGCCUCUCCCAGCUUGGCCAGCAUCCUGCAGGGGAUCCCUGGCAAUGCAGAAGUCUUCUACUCUGACCCCAUGCGCCAGAACUUCAUCUUUGACAUGGAGGGGAGGAUACCAAAAAACAGUGAAGUGACAAUGGCUGAACUGAAGCUUUUCAAGAAGCCCCUGGACAGGGUGAACCUGCCAGCCAAGCAGCCCCAUCGGCCCGUCUCCAAUGCCAGGGUCAGCAUCUACUGGGUGCAGAGACAGCACGACGGCACAAACAGGACCUCGCUGAUCGACUCCCGGCUGGUUCCCAUAAGAGAGUCAGGCUGGAAGAACUUUGACGUGACACAGGCUGUGCACUACUGGCUGCGGAACAAGAGGCAGGAGCCAAUGGUCCUGCAGGUCUGGAUCGAAGGGGAAAGGGUGGGCAGCUAUGCUGCAGAGGUUGCCAAGGCCGUGCGCUUCACCUCACAGGAUGCUGGAGACAGAGCCGUGGGAAGACCCGAGCUGGUGCUCUACACCCUUGACUUGGAGGACUACGGGGGCCCUGGGGACUGCAAGGAUGGAGUGCAGGCAGGGAAGUCCACCUGCUGCCGGCAGAAGCACUACAUCAACUUCCGUGAGCUCUCCUGGACACAGUACUGGGUCAUCGAGCCGGCAGGAUACCAGGCUUACAGCUGCCGGGGGGGCUGCCUGCAGCUUCCUGGCCCACUACAGCUCUGGGGGGGCAGGGAGCGUGCCUGCGCUGUGGCCGAGAGCUCCCCGCUCCCCAUCAUGUACCUGGUCCGGAGGGGCAACCACACUGAGAUUGAAGCAACUGAGUUUCCCAACAUGAUCAUUGAGAAGUGCAGCUGCAUGGCAGAUGGCGCAGCACUUCUGUGAGGGACUGACUUAGGGGAGUAACUGUGCUGCUGGGCCUGGAGGAGGUGCACCUCCCUGCAUUUGGUGUGCCUGCCUCUGGGUUAUUUCAGUCCCCACCCCAGGGCACUGCAAGCAGCUGCAGGUGAAAGGCAAGGACAGUGAUUACGGCCAGGUGCAAAAGUCAAGCUUGGGUUUGGAUUUUAGUUCCUUGGUUCCCUGUGCUUUGUACGUUUUGGUCCUUGGCCCCAAGCUGUGUUUGCUGUGGACAGCAGAGCAAAAGCACUUACAUGUAUAUGUUGUACAUGCACACAUAUGCACAUGUAUCACAAAUACACAUACAUAUGUAUUGUAUACGUGCAUAUUGUAUAUAUACGCAUUUUCUACAUACAUACAUAUAUGUACAUAGAAUAUUGCCUAGAGCUUAAAUGAAUGUAUAUAUGUAAGUAUGCAUUGUAUGCAUAUAUCUGUAGAUAUACAUGUACAUACAACAUUGUCCAGAACUCAAAGGACAGUAUUGUUGACCCCUGCACCAAGAAUUUGGCACAGUUUUAAGCAGAAUUUGGAGUCCUGAAGCCAGUGGACAUAUUGGGAUUUGGGUUUGCUUGCACAAAUGAUUGUUUAUAGAAUCAGGUCCUCAUUUUUCUGAUUGCAUAUUACAGUUUUUUCAGUUUAGAGCUAUUUUUUGUAGUCUUAAUUGCUUUCAAAAUUAAGUAAACAAUAAAAUAUGAUUAUUAAAAUA
Messenger RNA from Gallus gallus (chicken), 9508 nucleotides. RefSeq names its product left-right determination factor 1 (gene LEFTY1). NCBI's taxonomy places the organism in Eukaryota, Metazoa, Chordata, Aves, Galliformes, Phasianidae. Gene Ontology annotation, molecular function: cytokine activity; growth factor activity; transforming growth factor beta receptor binding. Bases 7612 to 8790 code for a protein of 392 amino acids. The record is from RefSeq and is a predicted model, not a curated record. Gene Ontology annotation, biological process: BMP signaling pathway; SMAD protein signal transduction. The transcript has 5 exons. Gene Ontology annotation, cellular component: extracellular region.